UCAAUUCCAACAAGGUCCACCAUCACCACAACCACUCUCUAUAUAACCUUCUUUCCCCUCACGCGCUUACACGCGCUUCGUUUUCCUAUUACUACUCACCGCAGCAAAACAAACAAAGCCCACCAUUUUCGGGGAUUCGAGAAUAUAGAGAGAGGUUUUUCUCGCUAACCAAACAGCCAAAAAAUGCAGAGAUUAUUCUUGUCGAGCAGGAAGGCUUUAACGGGAAGAGAAUUUCACCGAUGGAAUAGGUGUUUCUCUCAUGCAGCUCAGAAAGAAGCAUCUUCUCUCCACGACAAUGGCGUCGCUGCCGCCGAUGUUGUUAUUCCCAUCCCUAAAAUCCCUCACUUCGAUUACUCUCCACCGCCGUACGAAGGUCCUUCCGCCGAUGAGAUUUUGGCCAAGCGCAAGGAGUAUCUAAGCCCUUCUAUGUUUUGCUUCUACAACAAACCGUUGAACGUGGUGGAUGGGAAGAGGCAAUACUUGUAUGACGAUACUGGGCGGAGAUACCUUGACGCAUUUGGAGGAAUUGCUACGGUGUGUUGUGGUCACUGUCAUCCUGAUGUGGUUGACGCCAUCGUUACCCAAACGAAGCGAUUACAACACUCUACUAUUCUCUACCUCAACCGCGCCAUAGCUGAUUUUGCUGAGGCUCUCGCCUCCAAGUUGCCUGGAAAUCUCAAGGUGGUAUUUUUUACGAACUCUGGGACUGAAGCGAAUGAGUUGGCGAUGAUGAUAGCGAGAUUGUACACGGGUUGCCAUGAUAUUAUAUCGUUGAGAAACGCGUACCAUGGUAACGCUGCUGGGACCAUGGGGGCCACCGCACAGUGCAACUGGAAAUUUAAUGUCGUACAGAGUGGAGUUCAUCAUGCUCAAAACCCAGACCCCUAUAGAGGUGUUUUUGGUUCAGAUGGAGAGAAGUAUGCUAGAGAUGUCCAAGAAAUUAUUGACUUCGGAACUUCAGGAAGCGUUGCUGCAUUUAUAUCUGAAGCUAUACAGGGAGUAGGAGGAAUUGUUGAAUUGGCACCAGGUUACUUGCCUGCAGCUUAUAGUAGCGUAAAGAAAGCCGGCGGGCUUUGUAUUGCUGAUGAAGUCCAAUCCGGGUUUGGUCGCACUGGGAGCCACUUCUGGGGAUUUGAGACCCAAGGUGUUGUGCCCGACAUAGUAACAAUGGCAAAGGGCAUUGGUAAUGGCAUUCCCCUUGGUGCUGUUGUAACAACUCCAGAGAUUGCAGAGGUCCUAACUCGCCGCAGUUACUUUAACACUUUUGGCGGAAACCCUGUAUGCACAGCUGCAGGACUAGCUGUUUUGAAGGUGAUUGAGAAAGAAAAGCUUCAGGAGAAUGCAUUUGUUGUUGGGUCCUAUCUCAAAGAUAGACUUACCUCUCUCAAGGACAAAUAUGAAGUUAUUGGAGACGUUAGGGGAAGAGGACUAAUGCUUGGAGUUGAACUAGUCACCGAUCGUCACUUGAAAACCCCUGCGAAAGCUGAAACUUUACAUAUCAUGGACCAAAUGAAAGAUCUCGGGGUUCUGAUAGGCAAAGGCGGAUAUCAUGGAAAUGUAUUCAGAAUUACACCUCCUCUCUGCUUCAACAAGGAAGAUGCAGAUUUCUUGGUGGAUGCUCUGGAUUACUCGAUGGCGAAGAUGUAAAGCUCGCAACAACAACGUAAAUAUCUAUCUCCGAUACCUAAUUAUUCAUUCACAAAUAGAUCUAUCUGCCUUUCUUUCUCUUUUUCUGUACUAUGAAAGGUCUUUUGUGGAUGAAAAAUAAUAAAUUCAUAUAGGUUUCUACUCUAGUUUUCUAUGUUAGAAUCUCUCAUAAACACAAAUAAUUAUGAUGAGUCAACAACUCGUUGUCUCUCAAAUAUGGCUAUUUCUCUUUGUUUGUUUUUACUUUGUGGCUCUUCUCUAUUAGUUUAAAUAUUUAUUUUCACUAAUUAUUAUUGUUAAUAGACAAGGAAGAUGUGACACACUGCAAUUAUGUGGAAUAAUUGGUCUUAACAACUUUUUUUUUUCUUUUUCUAGACCAAAUUGAAUUGGCUGAGGUGUAUAAUAUAUACUAAUGGGGAAUGACUAUGUACAAACAAGGCAUGUUUGCUUUUUAUAUAAGGAAUAAAUAUGUGUAACUCUA
This is a messenger RNA of Cannabis sativa, 2128 nucleotides long. RefSeq names its product alanine--glyoxylate aminotransferase 2 homolog 2, mitochondrial. NCBI's taxonomy places the organism in Eukaryota, Viridiplantae, Streptophyta, Magnoliopsida, Rosales, Cannabaceae. Gene Ontology annotation, cellular component: mitochondrion. The record is from RefSeq and is a predicted model, not a curated record. Bases 184 to 1647 code for a protein of 487 amino acids. The transcript has 9 exons. Gene Ontology annotation, molecular function: transaminase activity; pyridoxal phosphate binding.